UUUGAGGUUCAGGACACAUGCCUGCCGCACUGCUGGGUGGUGGUGCGGCUGGACGGCCGGAAUUUCCACCGGGUCUCUCAUGGAACUUCCUUGGAACUCACCAGAUACUCUAGCCUGGUGGUCACCUAGCCCCAGGAAUCCUGCCUGCACCUCUCCAGCACUGGGAUGACAAGCAGGUUUGCCGAGGAGCACAACUUUGCCAAACCGAAUGACAGUCGGGCCCUCCAUCUCAUGACCAAAUGUGCCCAGACAGUAAUGGAGGAGCUGGAGGACAUUGUGAUUGCAUACGGCCAGAGUGACGAAUACAGCUUUGUGUUCAGGAAAAGGAGCAAUUGGUUCAAAAGAAGAGCCAGUAAGUUCAUGACUCUCGUGGCCUCCCAGUUCGCCUCCAGUUUUGUGUUUUACUGGCGGGAUUACUUUGAGGACCAGCCCCUUCGGUACCCCCCAGGGUUUGACGGAAGAGUCGUGCUGUAUCCUAGCAACCAGACUUUGAAGGACUACCUCAGCUGGCGACAAGCAGACUGUCACAUCAAUAAUCUUUAUAAUACAGUUUUCUGGGCCCUUAUCCAGCAGUCUGGACUAACGCCAGUCCAAGCCCAGCAGAGAUUAAAGGGAACUCUGACGGCAGACAAGAAUGAGAUUCUGUUCUCUGAGUUCCACAUCAACUACAACAAUGAGCCACACAUGUACAGGAAAGGGACAGUGCUGGUGUGGCAAAAGGUGGAAGAAGUCAGAACACAAGAAAUUAGGCUGCCAGCAGAAAUGGAAGGGGAAAAGAAGACCGUGGCUCGGACCAGAACCCGGGUGGUGGCCUUGAACUGUGAUCUCAUUGGGGAUGCCUUCUGGAAGGAACACCCAGAGAUUCUGGCAGAAGAAAACUGAUCUUGCACUCUGCAGUUCUAGCAUGCUUGAUCACGCAGGGCUCCCCGAGUCUCCCCCCAACCCUAGGUGGCUCAAACAUUCCUGGUCCCAAGAACACUGUAAGGAGGGACAUGACUGGCGACGGGUGGAGACAGACGAAGGAGGGAUGUAUGGAGGUGGCGUAUCUUGUUCUGCUUAAGCAGAAUACCUUUAAAAAAAAAGAAAGAAAGAAAGAAAACGGUGUUAGAACAUGACUUCUUUGGCUCUUUUCAAAAUCAUGGUCCUAUUUUUAUAAAGGAACUAUUCAUACUUUGCUGGAGGAGUCAUUUUUAGCUGUGGUAUAAGCCUUAUAAAAAACUGUCACCUCUUUCCACCUCUGAUAGAAGAGGAGCCCAAACUUUACCCUCACCCACUUAACUAGAGAACGCAGUGACUGAAAAUUCCCACUCCUGACACCCAGUUGCUUGCACUUAUCUUUUGGCGUGCAGUUAAAUAUGGGUUGCUGCCUGCACGAUGCCUCCAGAUUGAGAAAUCCCAGGGAACACUCAAGACUCUGUGCCAGCUCCCAGGGUGGCAGCUUUGUCUGAACUGAACACAGGAGGAAUGGUUUGGGGAACCUGUGCCAUUCCAGGAUUGAUUUUUCUGGAAUUGUUACCAUAAUCAUUGUCAUCUCUUACCGGCAACAUAGUUUCCAGUCACUUAACUCACUUUAAGAAAAGGUAUUUUAGGGAGGUAUAUGUGUGUACAUAUGGGAAAUGUGUGUGUGUACAUGUGUGUGUGCGUGAAUGUGAAUGAAGAUAGAGAAGCAGCUACUUGUGUACGCUGGGAUUACGUCACUGGCAAACUGACUUUGGGUUAGACUUCUGGACAAUCACAUUCAAACAGCCUCAAUACAGUGAGAGCUGUACCACUUGAAUUCAAGAGCACCAGAAGGCUGGUUACGGUGGUACAGCCUAAUCCUAGCACUCAGGAGGCUGAGGCAGGAAGAGGAAAUAUUUGAAGCCAAACUGUAUGACAUGGCAAGGCUCUCAAAAAGGGGUAGAGUCGGGCUUGAGGUCACUGGUGAUUGCAGAGGUUUUAAAAUAGCUCCUCUCACCGAUGGCAGGAUGGGAACUGGCAAGGGGCAGAGAGUGGGGAUGGAGGGCAUUUGUCCGUGUUGAACUCUGGGGAAAUCACGGUUCCCCUUGACCCUGUUUCAUAUCUUAGAGGGAAGAGUUUAUUUGGCUCCAUUAGGAAUUAAUUAAAAGACAGCCCGUGUCCUGCUGCUGCCUGGUCUUGCAUUUGCAGGAUUUUCAGCCAAGAAGAAAAUAUAUUUUUGAAAGAGCAGCGUCUGGCCUCAUCCCUCACUAAUUGACACUCCAUCUGCCGAUGCCGGUUUUUUCCUUCCUAUUCUCCCCACUCCUCAGG
Molecule: messenger RNA, 2268 nt
Organism: Mus pahari (shrew mouse)
Lineage: Eukaryota; Metazoa; Chordata; Mammalia; Rodentia; Muridae
Gene: Thg1l
Product: tRNA-histidine guanylyltransferase 1 like
Exons: 7
Coding region: 166-882 (238 amino acids)
Biological process (GO): tRNA modification
Molecular function (GO): tRNA guanylyltransferase activity; magnesium ion binding
Source: RefSeq, a predicted model, not a curated record